This is a messenger RNA of Rasamsonia emersonii CBS 393.64, 1365 nucleotides long. Its product is annotated as Cyclin-dependent kinase. Lineage: Eukaryota; Fungi; Ascomycota; Eurotiomycetes; Eurotiales; Trichocomaceae. Gene Ontology annotation, molecular function: cyclin-dependent protein serine/threonine kinase activity; ATP binding; RNA polymerase II CTD heptapeptide repeat kinase activity. The transcript has 3 exons. The record is from RefSeq and is a predicted model, not a curated record. Gene Ontology annotation, biological process: protein phosphorylation. Bases 1 to 1365 code for a protein of 454 amino acids. Gene Ontology annotation, cellular component: mediator complex; nucleus.
AUGUUUGGAAGGAGCUUUCCCUUUGCGAACUCACUGGGGGCCCCCUAUCUACGUGGUAAUUUCCCUUCCUGGUAUCUGUCGCAUCGUUGGUUCAAGGCAGAAGAGAGAGGUCACGUGGGGGUGUAUUUACCAGACACGGCAGAUUCGAAGAAGACAUCCGGAAGUGUAUAUACGAGCAAAGUCCAUGUCCGGGAAAAGUAUCAUAUCGUUGGCUUCAUCAGCAGCGGGACAUAUGGUCGCGUCUACAAAGCCAUUGGCAGGAAUGGCCAAAAAGGCGAAUUCGCCAUCAAAAAGUUCAAACCCGACAAGGAGGGCGAGCUGAUUCAGUACACGGGCCUUUCUCAAUCCGCGAUCCGAGAAAUGGCCCUGUGUUCGGAGCUGAAUCAUGCGAACGUCGUCCAGCUGGUUGAAAUCAUCCUCGAAGACAAAUGCAUCUUCAUGGUCUUCGAGUACACGGAACAUGACCUGCUCCAGAUCAUUCACCAUCACACGCAACCACAGAGACAUGCGAUCCCCGCCCCGAUGGUUCGAUCGAUACUAUUUCAACUGCUGAAUGGCUUACUGUACCUGCACAGCAACUGGGUGCUUCAUCGAGAUCUGAAACCGGCGAACAUCCUGGUCACCUCCAACGGCCACAUUCGAAUCGGCGAUCUUGGUCUGGCUCGCUUGUUCUACAAGCCGCUCAACUCUCUGUUCUCGGGAGACAAGGUUGUGGUGACCAUCUGGUACCGCGCUCCGGAGCUCUUACUCGGUAGUCGCCACUAUACGCCAGCCGUCGACCUUUGGGCGGUCGGGUGCAUCUUCGCCGAGCUCCUGUCCUUGCGGCCCAUCUUCAAGGGGGAGGAAGCCAAGAUGGACAGUAAAAAGACGGUCCCCUUCCAGCGGAACCAGAUGAUGAAAAUCAUCGAGAUCUUGGGCUUACCGCGGAAGGAGAAUUGGCCUGGGCUCGUGUGGAUGCCGGAGUAUCCCCAAUUACAGUCUCUGGCCAUGUCCCGUGGGCCGGGCCAUUUCAACAAGCCAUCCAACCUCGAAGGAUGGUACCAGGCCUGUCUGAAGAACAGCGGCUACGGGCCGAAUUCAAGCGCAGGCACACCCGGAGCCGACGGGUUCGAUCUGUUAUCGCGGUUACUCGAAUACGACCCGGCAAAGCGCAUCACAGCGCAAGAGGCGCUAGAACACCCUUACUUCAAAAACGGCGGGCCCAUCAGCGCCAACUGCUUCGAAGGCUACGAGGGGAAGUACCCCCACCGCCGCGUCAGCCAAGACGACAACGACAUUCGAACCGGUAGCCUACCGGGGACGAAGCGGAGCGGGUUGCCUGACGACAGUCUGAUGGGGAGGGCAUCGAAGCGUCUGAAGGAGUGA